Messenger RNA from Grammomys surdaster, 2771 nucleotides. Its product is annotated as leukotriene-B(4) omega-hydroxylase 2. The record is from RefSeq and is a predicted model, not a curated record. The transcript is spliced from 12 exons. Gene Ontology annotation, molecular function: oxidoreductase activity, acting on paired donors, with incorporation or reduction of molecular oxygen; iron ion binding; heme binding. The coding region runs from base 2 to 1576 and encodes 524 amino acids. NCBI's taxonomy places the organism in Eukaryota, Metazoa, Chordata, Mammalia, Rodentia, Muridae.
GAUGCCACAGCUGAGCCUGUCCUGGCUGGGCCUGGGGCACAUAGCACCCUCUCCAUGGCUGUUGCUGCUGCUGACUGGGGCCUCCUGCCUCCUGGCUUACAUCCUGACCCAGGUUUACACUGUCUUUGAGAACUCUCAUCACCUCCGCUGUUUCCCGCAGCCCCCCAAACGAAACUGGCUCUCGGGACACCUAGGCCUGAUCCAGAGCUCAGAGGAAGGGCUCCUGUACAUCCAGAGCCUGGUGCGAACCUUCAGGGAUGUGUGCUGCUGGUGGGUGGGGCCGUGGCACCCCGUCAUCCGCAUAUUCCACCCUGCUUUCAUCAAGCCUGUGAUCUUGGCUCCAGCUUCAGUUGCCCCCAAGGACGCAGUCUUCUACCGUUUCCUGAAGCCAUGGCUGGGGGAUGGCCUCUUGCUGAGUACUGGUGACAAGUGGAGCCGCCACCGUCGCAUGCUGACACCUGCCUUCCAUUUCAACAUCCUGAAGCCCUAUGUGAAGAUUUUUAAUGACAGCACCAACAUCAUGCAUGCCAAGUGGCAGCGCCUGACCUCCAAGGGCAGUGCCCGUUUGGACAUGUUUGAACAUAUCAGCCUGAUGACCCUGGACAGUCUGCAGAAGUGUGUUUUCAGCUUUGACAGCAAUUGCCAGGAGAAACCUAGUGAAUACAUCGCUGCCAUCUUAGAGCUUAGUGCCUUAGUGGCCAGAAGGCACCAGAAGCUGCUUAUGCAUGUGGACCUGUUUUAUCACCUCACCCGUGAUGGGAUGCGCUUCCGGAAGGCCUGCCGCCUAGUGCAUGACUUCGCUGAUGCUGUCAUCUGGGAGCGUCGCCGCACCCUCCCUGAUCAGGGUGGUGAUGAUGUCCUCAAGGCCAAGGCCAAGGCCAAGACUUUGGACUUCAUUGACGUGCUCCUGCUGAGCAAGGAUGAAGAUGGAAAGGCUCUGUCUGAUGAGGACAUCCGAGCGGAGGCUAACACCUUCAUGUUUGGAGGCCAUGACACCACAGCCAGUGGGCUUUCCUGGAUCCUGUACAACCUGGCGAGGCACCCGGAAUACCAGGAGCGCUGCCGGCAGGAGGUGCGGGAGCUCCUGAGGGACCGUGAGCCUGAGGAGAUUGAGUGGGACGACCUAGCCCAGCUGCCAUUCCUCACCAUGUGCAUUAAGGAGAGUCUCCGACUGCAUCCUCCCGUCACUGCAAUCUCCCGCUGCUGCACUCAGGACAUUUUGCUCCCAGACGGCCGGGUCAUCCCUAAAGGUGUCAUCUGCCGAAUAUGUAUUUUUGGGACACAUCACAAUCCAGCUGUGUGGCCAGACCCAGAGGUCUAUGACCCUUUCCGCUUUGAAGCAGACAACGUCAAGGGCAGGUCAUCGCUGGCUUUCAUUCCCUUCUCGGCUGGGCCCAGGAACUGCAUAGGACAGACUUUCGCCAUGAGCGAGAUGAAAGUGGCCUUGGCGCUGACUCUGCUGCGCUUCCGCGUUCUGCCGGAUGACAAGGAGCCCCGCAGGAAGCCAGAGCUGAUCCUGCGCGCAGAGGGCGGGCUGUGGCUGCAGGUGGAGCCGCUCAGCGCAGGCGCGCAGUGACCCCCACAGCUGGCCUGGGACCGCCCCAUCCACCCACCGGCCUGCGCAUUUCCAGGAAUAAAAAUCUCUUGUCACCUUAUCUGAGCCUCACCGAACAUCCGGGUUACACGCCUCAUGUGAGCCACAGGGAGCCAUGGAAGGUGUUUGAGCGGUAGAAGGAUUUAAGGGUCGUGAAGAUUAAUAUUGUCACCCAGGAGGCAAGGUACUCCUGUAAGGGAUUAUCUGGAUAAAUCAACUGAAAUGGAAUGAUUCGUCCUAAUCCUAACUGUAGUUGCCGCCAUUACCGGGUUUCGGUUCUGGGUUGAAUUAAAAAAAAAAAAAAAAAAAAAAAAAAAGUGUGGCCCAGAUUAGAGGUGGUUCUUCCCACCUCAGAUGAUCUAGUCAAGGAAAAUCCCUUAGAGGUGUGCCAAACAGCUUGGGUUUUAGUUAAUUACAGAUGUAGUCAAAUUGAAAACCAAGAAUGGCCACCAUAGCCAGGCUACCUAACUCUUCCCAAACAUUUCCACCAAUGUGGGACCAAGCACAGGAACACAUGAGCGUAGGGGUCAUCCUCAUCCAAAUCACCACAGUCCCUUACCUUUUGAGAGUGUGUCAUUAUAGCAGCUGGGCAUGAGUAAUAGUCAGGGUUCUCUAGAGUCACAGAACUUAUGGGAUGUCUUUAUAUAUUAAGGGGAUUUAUUGGAAUGGCUUUCAGCCUGUAGUCUUCAGAGACCAAAUCUUUUAAGUUCCGACUCCAUUUUAGAGGACCUGACCGGAAGUUUGAACUCAGGUAGACUAACAGGCUGGUACCUAGCAUUAGUUUCCAAGUUGCCCCCCAACAAAACGUAAGCCUAGCUCCAGUCUCUAGGCUAAUCCCCAACAAGAGGAGCAUCUCUAGGUUACACCCUCAAUAAGACCAGGUUAUUCCCCCAACAAACCUACACCCCAGGUUACAAGCCCACCCCUAGCCUAAUGGCCAUCAAUGCAGAGGGCAGCAGAAGUUAGGUUUAUGAUGAUUUCUGACACCAGCCAAUUAUGUUAAAGGCCACAGUAACUUUCCAAUAAGAUGCUUGCACACUCAGCCCCCCUUACUAUAAAGCCUUGCUCCAAUAGAUAUUCAAGGCUCUCCCACCACCCAAACUGUCCUGCAUGACAGCAGUGCGUUGGAGGGACCCGAGCUAGCUUGGAUAGAAUAAAGACCCCGCUGUGAGUUGCA